Messenger RNA from Manis pentadactyla (Chinese pangolin), 3475 nucleotides. RefSeq names its product zinc finger protein 628 (gene ZNF628). Lineage: Eukaryota; Metazoa; Chordata; Mammalia; Pholidota; Manidae. Gene Ontology annotation, cellular component: nucleus. The record is from RefSeq and is a predicted model, not a curated record. Gene Ontology annotation, molecular function: DNA-binding transcription factor activity, RNA polymerase II-specific; RNA polymerase II transcription regulatory region sequence-specific DNA binding. The transcript has 3 exons. The coding region runs from base 166 to 3363 and encodes 1065 amino acids. Gene Ontology annotation, biological process: regulation of transcription by RNA polymerase II.
UGCCUCGCGCCGGGGGCCGUUGGGAGGGAGCGCGCCCCCGCCCCCCUCCCCGGCCCCCACUCCUGUCCCAUCGCCACCGGGGCCCCGCCUUCCCGUCGGCCCCCGCGGGAGGGCCCUGGCUCUCCCCAGCUCGUCCUCCCGGUCGGGGCGGCAGUGACAAGACCAAUGGCAGGGUCACCUGCUAAGAGCAGGAGAGGAAAGGAGAGAGCUUUGAGGAGGAAGAAAUAUGCAAGUAUCCCACGGGGGAGUGAAUGGACCAGAGAAAUACAGUGUGUGAUGGUCGGCUCCCACGCGGACAUGGCGCCCGCCUCUAGCGCCGAGGGGUCAGCGGAGAAGCCAGGCCCCGCGGCCCCCGCCCCUGCAGCCCAGUACGAGUGUGGGGAGUGUGGCAAGUCGUUCCGGUGGUCCUCCCGGCUCCUGCACCACCAACGCACGCACACGGGUGAGCGGCCCUACAAGUGCCCCGACUGCCCCAAGGCCUUCAAGGGCUCCUCCGCCCUGCUCUACCACCAGCGGGGCCACACGGGCGAGCGGCCCUACCAGUGUCCCGACUGCCCCAAGGCCUUCAAGCGCUCCUCGUUGCUGCAGAUCCACCGGAGCGUGCACACGGGCCUGCGGGCCUUCACCUGCGGCCAGUGCGGCCUGGCCUUCAAGUGGUCGUCGCACUACCAGUACCACUUGCGGCAGCACACGGGCGAGCGGCCCUACCCGUGCCCGGACUGCCCCAAGGCCUUUAAGAACUCGUCCAGCCUGCGGCGCCACCGGCACGUGCACACGGGCGAGCGGCCCUACACCUGCGGCGUCUGCGGCAAGAGCUUCACGCAGAGCACCAACCUGCGGCAGCACCAGCGCGUGCACACCGGCGAGCGGCCCUUCCGCUGCGCACUCUGUCCCAAGACCUUCACGCACUCCUCCAACCUGCUGCUGCACCAGCGCACCCACGGCGCCGCCUCCGCACCGCCGCCGCGCGAGCCCGCGGCGAAGGUCUUGGUCUCAGACGCAUACCUACAGCGCCACCUCCAGGCCCCCAGCCCGCCCGCGCCCCCGCCGCCCGCGCCCCCGCCGGUGGUGCCGGAGCUCUUCCUGGCGGCGGCCGAGACCACCGUGGAGCUGGUGUACCGCUGCGACGGCUGCGAGCUGGGCUUCGGCAGCGAGGAGCUGCUAGUGGAGCACCAGCCCUGCCCCGGGCCCGAAGCGGCGCCCGCCUCCCAGGACGCACCCGCCCAGGCGCCCCAGGCUGAGCCUGCCCCGCCGCCCGCGCUGUCCCCACCAUGCCCCCUGCCGCAGCCCCGUCCCGCCGCCGCCGCCGCGGGCCCCGGCUUCGCCUGCCUCCCCUGCGGAAAGUCCUUCCGGACAGUGGCCGGUCUCUCCCGCCACCAGCACAGCCAUGGGGCGGCAGGCGGGCAGGCAUACCGCUGCGGCAGCUGUGACGGCGCCUUCCCGCAGCUGGCCAGCCUCCUGGCGCACCAGCAGUGCCACGUGGAAGAGGCAGCGGCCGGGCGCCCGCCCCCCCAGGCCGAGGCCGCCGAGGUCACCUGCCCCCAGGAGCCGCUGGCCCCCGCCGCCCCCGCCGCGCCAACGCCCACACCAGCGCCCGCCUCUGCAGAGCGGCCCUACAAAUGCGCCGAGUGCGGCAAGGCCUUCAAGGGCUCCUCGGGGCUGCGCUAUCACCUGCGGGACCACACUGGCGAGCGGCCCUACCAGUGCGGCGAGUGCGGCAAGGCCUUCAAACGCUCGUCCCUGCUGGCCAUCCACCAGCGCGUGCACACGGGCCUGCGGGCCUUCACCUGCGGCCAGUGUGGCCUGACCUUCAAGUGGUCGUCACACUACCAGUACCACCUGCGGCUGCACUCGGGCGAGCGGCCCUACGCCUGCGGGGAGUGCGGCAAGGCCUUCCGUAACACGUCGUGCCUGCGGCGCCACCGGCACGUGCACACGGGCGAGCGGCCCCACGCCUGCGGCGUCUGUGGCAAGAGCUUUGCGCAGACCUCCAACCUGCGGCAGCACCAGCGCGUGCACACCGGCGAGCGGCCCUUCCGCUGCCCGCUCUGUCCCAAGACCUUCACGCACUCCUCCAACCUGCUGCUGCACCAGCGCACCCACUCGGCGGAGCGCCCCUUUGCCUGCCCUAUCUGCGGCCGCAGCUUCGUCAUGGCCGCUUACCUGCAGCGGCACCUGAGGACGCACGCCUCGGCCAGCUCGGCUGCCAGCUCCGGGGCUCCUGCCGCCGGCCCCCAGCCCCCGGCCCCGCUGGCUGCUGCCCCGGCUCCUCCUGCCACCCAAGAUGUCCACGUCCUCCCCCACCUCCAGGCCACACUCUCCCUGGAGGUGGCAGGGGGUCCGGCCCAGGUUCCACCCCCAGGCCUCGGGGUCCCCAACUCCCAGACGUUUCUCCUGGUGCAGACUGCCCAGGGCCUCCAGCUCAUCCCCAGCAGCGUCCAGCCCCCUACGCCCCCACCUCCGCCCGCUCCCGCCAAGCUCAUCCUGCUGCCCUCUUCUGGUACUGGUGGCGGGGGCAGCCGUGCAAGGCAGGGCCCACGGGCUGUGGGGAAAGCAGCGCAGGGGUCUGGCGUAGUCUGGUUGCCAGGCCCUGCAGGGCUGGGAGUGCAGGGGGGCGCCAACUCCGGGGCCAGUGCGGGAGGGCAGAGCCUCAUAGUUCUGCAGAAUGUGGGGGGUGGGGAGGCAGGGUCACAGGAGGUGAGUGGGGUCCAGCUCCAGCCUCUCCGGCCAGUACCGGAAAUGACCGCCGUCCAGCUCCAGCCGGCCCAGGAGGUGACCACGGUGCAGCUCCAGCCAGUGGCAAGCCAGCUGUCCAAUGCCGGUGGGGGAGCUGUGACCGCUGAGGCUCCUAACCUAUUGGUGGUUCAGAGUGGGGCAGCUGAGGAGUUGCUGGCCGGCCCGGGUCCCGAGGAGCCCGGUGACGGUGAGGCCAGCACCGGUGUGGUCCAGGAUGUGCUCUUUGAGACACUGCAGACAGAUGAGGGGUUGCAGAGCGUACUGGUGCUGAGUGGGGCCGAUGGGGAGCAGACCCAGUUGUGUGUGCAGGAGGUAGAGACUCUCCCCACGGGGCUGGCCGAGCCACCGGCCCCAGGCCCACAGGGACAGAAACUACUUAUCAUCCGCAGUGCCCCGGCCGCAGAGUUGUUGGAGAACAGUAGCGUUGGGGGAGGUGGCACCACGCUGCAGCUGCUGGCCCCCCCGCCACCAGCUUCUGUCUCUGCAGGCAUCCCCUCAGCUCCCACCUCCCAGAUGGUGCAAGUGGUCCCCGCAGGAGCUGCGCCUGGGAGCAUGACCCCGCAGGGCCUGCCCUCCAUCCAGAUUGUCCAGACUCUGCCGGCCGUCCAGCUCGUGCACACGUUUUGAGUAGCAGCGCUGUUACCUCUUCCUGUCCCACCCACACCCCAAUUCACUGCUGUGGCGGUGCUGGGGGAGGUGAGCUGCAGGCCGGGCUUGCUAAUAAAGACCAGAAGCUCUU